Molecule: messenger RNA, 3837 nt
Organism: Penicillium salamii
Lineage: Eukaryota; Fungi; Ascomycota; Eurotiomycetes; Eurotiales; Aspergillaceae
Source: the annotation of a GenBank genome assembly
AUGCCUCGCGAACAGCAAAAGAGAGGCCGCAGGGCCGAAAAGAAAGCAGAUAAGGAUGCUGCCAAACGAAAGUUCGAGGAGGACCCCGAAGUGCCCGCGAAGCGCAUGAAGUCCUCCGAUGAUGCCCCCGACGCCGAAUUCCAAGAUAACGCAGACUACAUCCCCCUCGAUGUCGAUCAAGGAGACCAGCAGGAGCUCCAGGGCCCCGAGGACAAUGGUGACAUGCCAUUCUAUGGUCUUCUGGACGAGGAGGAGUCCGAAUAUUUCCAACGUGCCAACGAGAUGCUCGAGCUGAACCAGUUCCAAGACACCGAGGAGCGGAGCUUGUUUGUCGACAGUGUCUACUCGGAAGCCAACGGCAAGGAGCUGAAGAUUGCGUGUAGCCAGGGCUGUUCAAGACUUAUGGAAAAACUCAUCUCGAUGUCAAACGCCCAACAACUGCGCCGGAUAUUCAGCAAGUUUGUUGGUUCAUUCCUCCACCUGGUCCAACAUCGCUUUGCGAGCCAUUGCUGUGAAACCCUUUUCAUUCACGCUGCGCCUGCUGUCAUGCAGAAGACAAAACACAACAAGAAGUCCGAGGAGGAAGAUGGAGAGGAGGAGCCGGAGCUGUCGAUCGCAGACAUGUUUAUGGCUGUGAUUGAAGAACUAAAGGAGAACUGGGGAUACCUUUUGACGGAGCGCUUUGCGUCGCACACAAUUCGAGUCCUGCUUCUGGUUCUUGCGGGAGAGCCUGUCGAUGUCACAUCAACGGACUCGUUUGUGGCAAGUCGCAAGAAGGAAAGACUUGAGAUCCCAACGAUUCAAGGCGAAGAAAAGGUGGAGCUAUCCAAGACCGAAAAGCACAGUGUUCCAGAAUCAUUUGAACCGGCACUUAAAAAGAUUAUGACGGAUAUGGUCGCUGGUCUUGACGACGUCUAUCUCCGCGCCAUGGCCACUCAUCCAGUUGGCAACCCCGUUCUCCAGGUGCUUCUGUUCCUUGAACUCUCGCAUUUCGGCAAAUCUAGCGCUAAAGAUCCCAAGUCGACAAUCAGAAGACUCAUUCCUGAUGAGUCGUUUGAGGAAGAAUCGGAGAGCGGAAUCUUUAUUCGUGGUCUCCUUUACGACCCGGUCGGCUCACGCUUGUUGGAGACAAUGGUGCGAUACCUCCCCGGAAAGGCGUUCAAAAACCUCUACCGAAACAACUUGGGAGAACGAAUUGGUUCUCUCUCUCGCAAUAGCACUGCCGGAUACGUGGUUCUCCGCAUGCUGGAGAGACUUGGAAAGGAUGACUUGAAGAUUGCCAUGAGCAACAUUGUCCCCGAAGUGUCAGGCUUGAUUGAGCGGUCCAGACUCAUUGUCCCCAAGGUGUUGAUUGAGCGAUGUGUCGUCCGAGGCGUUGACACCAAGCCUUUGGCGGAAGCCCUCGAGGGCGCUUACAGCCAGGACCCCACCAUCAGACUGCAGCAAAUGCUCAAAAUUAACGUCUCGGAGACCCCAGCCCCUCAGCCCGAAGAUCACGAUAUGGAUGGCGAUAACGAGGAGAAGGAGCGCAAGCCACGCGGGCCGCCUCCAAUGUCUGCAACUGAGAAGGCAGAGAAGCUACAUGCCUCUCUCCUCGUACAGGCGAUGUUGACAGUCUCGGGUCCCCUCAGUCAACUGGUUUACACAAGUCUCCUUGCACAGUCCCCCGAAACCAUUAUCCAGCUUGCGCAGGAGCCUACUACAUCCCGUGUCCUUCAAUCUGCUCUGACUUCCACCAGCUCAACUACCCAAAUUCGGCGACAACUCACCACCCGCUUCCAGGGUCAUCUCGCCACCCUUGCUUUGAGCCCUAGUGGAUCACACGUGGUUGACGCCCUCUGGUCAGCGACCAAGGAUAUCUUCUUCGUCAAGGAGCGCAUGGCGCAGGAACUGGAGCGAGACGAACAGACCCUCCGCGAUUCGUUUGUGGGUCGCGCCGUCUGGCGCAACUGGUCCAUGGAUUUGUUCAAGCGCCGAAGGGGCGAGUGGACUCGCAAGGCAAAGGGCCUUGAGGAGCGAACUAUCAGCAGUGAAGGAGCCGAGCGGCCCAAGUCCAAGAUUGAACAGGCGCGGGCUCGCUAUGCUGCUGCGAAGGAGGCCGCUGAGGCCGGUGCCACCGGUGCCAACCAAACUGCGGUGGCUAAUCACUCGGUUCAGCUUUUGAGAGCAGUGGAAGACCUGCUCAUUCCCUUCAUUCGAUCCGCAGACCAGGAUAUCAACAAAACCUCAAAAACCAACGGCACCAACGGCACCAACGGUACAAACGGUACAAACGGCACCAAUGGAGCCAAUGGACACACCGGGCUAGCAGGGUCUUCGCUGGUGGACUACAAGAAACCAGAAGAACUACGGGAUCUCCUGCAGCUGGAAAUCCCCGAGAAAGGCACAAAGCAGGAAGGUCUCAUCGAGAUCCUGCAGAAAGUCCUGAAGUAUUCGGUCAACACCUGGCACCAGGGCUUCUUGGACAAGCUGUAUGCGUCCACCAAUGCCCCUGGUGUGGCUGCAGAGCUCAUCCUCGCCACUUUGAAUACGAAUGUCCAUGUCUACCAAGUAUCACCCGCCCUAACGGUGAUUGAGAAGUAUACUGGUCAGCGAUUAGCAAACCUCUUCGGCUUGGACGGUCCCCGCGCUGGAGGAAUCUCGGUGCAAGGAGGAUCCGCUUCAAACACUACCUCGAUAGUAAUUGCGCGCAACAAUCUAUACCCCAGCACCAAGACGGACGGUAAUGGGGGGUAUAAGUUUGUACUCUUCACUAGCGCCCAUGGCCACUACAGCGUGGAGAAGGCGGCUCAGAUGCUUGGAUUUGGAAGCAGUGCCGUAUGGCCUGUUCCUAUUGAUAAUGUGGGCCGCAUGAUUCCAGCAGAACUGGAGAAGCUGGUCCAGAAAGCUCAAAGCGAAGGCCGGACACCGUUCUAUGUCAAUGCCACUGCUGGUACAACCGUCAUGGGCUCUUUCGAUCCAUUCAAUGAAGUUGCAGCGAUCUGCCAGAAAUACAACUUAUGGUUCCAUAUCGACGGAUCUUGGGGUGGAUCGUUCAUUUUCUCCAAGAACCAGAAACAUAAGUUGGCAGGUGCAGAGAAGGCGAACAGUAUUGCCAUCAACCCCCACAAGAUGAUUGGUGUCCCUGUGACUUGCUCAUACCUGCUGGCGGCAGAUAUGCGCCAAUUCCACAAGGCCAAUACCCUUCCAGCCGGAUAUCUCUUCCACAAUGAAGAACCGGCUUCCAAUGGCGAAGGGGACAAAGAAUCCGAGUUGGAGGUCGAAUCACCCGAAGUUUGGGACCUGGCAGACCUGACCCUGCAGUGCGGCCGACGCGCAGAUUCCCUCAAACUAUUCCUCGGGUGGACAUACUACGGCAGUGAAGGCUAUCAGCAGCAAAUCGACACCGCAUGCGACAUUGCUGCACACCUGGCCAACACCAUCGACCAGCACCCUGACUUCGUCCUCAUUAGCGAAAACCCCCCGCCAUGCCUACAGGUGUGCUUCUACUACGCCCCCGGUAAGGAGUUUGUGUACCCACGCGGUGUCGUCUCCAAUGAAGAUCAGCGUGCAAAGAACAACAGCAAGGUUACUGAGCAAGUGACACAUGCGAUCGUGCCUAAGGGCUUCAUGGUUGACUUUGCACCUCCCAGCGGAGACGACAAUGCAGUUGGGAACGGAAAGUUCUUCCGCUGUGUCGUCAAUGUUCAAACAUCCCGGGAGACAGUCGACUCGCUCGUCCACGCCAUUGAAGAGGUGGGCCCUGAAAUCGUCAAAUCUUUGAAGGCGAGCAACUCCACUAUUCCCCAGAAGCGGCCUGGUGAACGUGGCCAUGGCCCCGUUGUUCACCGCGUUUGA